CGCACCUGUGUUCUCUUUUGCAGGCUAUUGGCUGUACUCUGAACUGCAGUUGCCAAAGUUUCAAACCAGGCAAAAUCAACCACCGGCAGUGUGAGCAGUGCCGACACGGAUGGGUGGCCCACGCGCUCAGCAAGCUGAGGAUCCCGCCCAUGUAUCCCACGAGCCAGGUGGAGAUCGUCCAGUCCAACGUGGUGUUUGACAUCAGCAGCCUCAUGCUCUACGGGACCCAGGCCAUCCCCGUGCGCCUGAAAAUCCUCCUGGACCGGCUCUUCAGUGUGCUGAAGCAGGACGAAGUCCUGCGGAUCCUGCACGCCCUGGACUGGACCCUUCAGGACUACAUCCGGGGAUACGUGCUGCAGGACGCGUCGGGGAAGGUGCUGGACCACUGGAGCAUCAUGACCAGCGAGGAGGAGGUGGCCACCUUGCAGCAGUUCCUGCGUUUCGGGGAGACCAAGUCCAUCGUGGAGCUCAUGGCUGUGCAGGAGAAGGACGAGCCGGCUGCCAUCGCCCCGCCCUCAGCGGCCAACGUGGACAUCAGGGCUUUCAUCGAGAGCUGCGGCCACAGGGGCGCCAGCCUCCAGGUGCCCGCGGACAAGGGGAGCCCCGGCGGCGGGCACCCCUUUGAGAACCUCAUCAACAGCAUGACCUUCAUGUUGCCCUUCCAGUUCUUCAACCCCGUGCCGCCCGCACUGAUGGGGCCACUGCCCGAGCAGUACGCGCUGGAGCAGGGUCCGGACCCGGGUCAGGGCCAGGACCCCCGGCAGGAUCUCCACAGGCCCUUCCCCGACGACAGCAGCUUCCUGGCCUCCAGCUCCACCCCGUUUCAGCUGGAAAAGGAGCCGUGUCCGAGCUGCCCCGAUGCCGCCCCUCACCAGGAAGACGCCGCCCACGUGAGCGACUCCAGCACCUACAGCCUCGUCACGAAGCUGGAAGGGACGCAGCUGUCCCCCGAGGCCCGGGGGAAGCCAGAGCGGCACGGCCUGGGCGCCAAGAAGGGCCGGGUGUUCUGCACGGCCUGCGAGAAGACCUUCUACGACAAAGGCACCCUCAAGAUCCACUACAACGCCGUGCACCUGAAGAUCAAGCACAAGUGCACCAUCGAGGGGUGCAACAUGGUGUUCAGCUCCCUGCGGAGCCGCAACCGCCACAGCGCCAACCCCAACCCCCGGCUGCACAUGCCCAUGAACAGGAACAACAGGGACAAGGACCUCAGGAGCAGCCUGAGCCUGGCCGCCUCGGACGGCUACAGGCGCCCGGGGCUCGAGGUGACGUCCCCGGACCGCAGGCCUCUCCCCGGCUGCCCCGGUUCAGGCGAGGAUGCCAGGGGCCAAGCGGUCUUCCCGGGCGCCGGGCAGAACGGCGUGCUUUUCCCCAACCUGAGGACGGUCCAGCCGGUGCUCCCUUUCUACCGCAGCCCGGCCACGCCCGCCGAGCUGGCCACCACGCCCGGGAUGCUGCCGUCUCUCCCCCUGCUGUCGUCCUCCAUCUCGGAACAGCUGGUUUCCGCCGAGAUGCCGUCCGAUGCCCUCCCCAAGAAGAAAUCCCGCAAGUCCAGCAUGCCCAUCAAGAUCGAGAAGGAGGCCGUGGGAACGGCUGACGAGAAGAGGCGGGCGCCCAGCUCCGAUGAAGAUCGGCCCCUGCAGGUGGUCAGUGAAGACGAGCUGGAGGCCUGCAGCCCCGGGUCGGACGGGGCGCUGGAGGAGGAGCAGGGAGGAUGCCCAGGGAGGCCUCCCCGCGAAGGGCAGCCGGCCUGCCACCUCUCGUCGGUGAUCGAGCCCAGGGGGGUCAUCAGCAGGACCCCCGAGCAGGCCACGCGCAACUCGGAGAGGGAGACGGAGCUGGAGCAGAAGCCAGGGCUGACCCUGGUGCCCGGGGAGGCGGAGGACAGCGGCCGGGAGCUCCGCCUCCCUCCUGGGCUGGAGCCCUGCAUCCCUUUCCCGGACUACGUCAGGCUGCAGCAGCACCUGCUGGCCGGGGGCCUCCUGGGCGCCUUGUCCACCCGAGGAAUGGCUUUCCCUUGUUUUGAAGAUUCCAAGGACCUGGAGCCCACGGGUCCGCACGCGUUGGCGAGGCAGAAGGAAGAGAGUCGCCACCAGUGUGACAUCUGUCAGAAGACCUUCAAGAACGCUUGCGGCGUGAAGAUGCACCACAAGAACACACACUCCAAGGAGACACACGUGUGCACGGUGGAGGGCUGCCAAGCCACCUUCCCUUCCCGCAGGAGCAGGGACAGACACAGUUCAAACCUAAACCUCCACCAGAAAGGAUUGGCCCAGGAAGCACUGGAGAGCAGCGAAAACCAUAUCCGCGCAGCGUACCUUCUGAAAGACGUGGCUAAGGAGGCCUAUGCGGACGUGGCUUUCACGCAGCAAGCCUCCCAGACGUCUGUCAUCUUCAAGGGCACCAGCCGCAUGGGCAGCCUGGUUUACCCCAUAGCCCAGGUGCACAGCGCCGCCCUGGAGAGCUACACCUCCGGCCCGCCGGGCGAAGGCACCAUCCUGGACCUGAGCGCUACCUCGAGCAUGAAGUCGGAGAGCCCCAGCCAUUCCUCCUGGGACUCCGACGGGGCGGCGAGCGAGGAGGGCGCCGGGCUCAUGGAGGACAGCGACGGGAACGGCGAAGGCGCCGGCCUCGUCCCCGGGGAGGACGAGUACCCCAUCUGCGUCCUGAUGGAGAAGGCCGACCAGAGCCUGGCCAGCCUGCCUUCCGGGUUGCCCAUCACGUGUCACCUCUGCCAAAAGACCUACAGCAACAAAGGGACCUUCCGGGCCCACUACAAAACCGUGCACCUGCGCCAGCUGCACAAGUGCAAGGUGCCCGGCUGCAACACCAUGUUCUCGUCUGUGCGCAGCCGCAACAGACACAGCCAGAAUCCCAACCUGCACAAAAGCCUGGCCUCCUCCCCCGGCCCCCUCCAGUAGCAAGAUGGGAAACGCAAGGGCAUUGUUUCUGGGGGAGAAGGUAGGACAAGGGUCUGUUUCGGGCUUUACCGCCAUUCGGGACAAGCCAGGCCAAAAAGCAUUGGAGCUGACUUUCUCGUCUUCGGCUGCGGGAUGAGCGGGGUGUUGACGCGGGGCAGCCUUUCCUAUCAUUUGUCCUCAGCCCCGGGUGUUUUUCACUGACAACGACGCAAACGUGCAGAAAUGCAGUUUUUCCCAGCUCUGUUGACACGUUCCCUGGGAGAUCUCUGCGCCUGCAGAUGGCCGUCAGGGGCCCCGGGCCGGGAGGCGGCUUGGAAGGAGGCUGGCUGGAUUUGGGGUGGAUUGAGUGUCCCGGGGGAAGCCGGCUGUCACCAUGGGUGAGGAACCAGCCCCCUAGAGAUUCCAUUUUUUUUCAGUUCCUGCUUUCAUGAGUCUGAAACCCAGAUUUCAGUUUGGGAGCGGGACUUUCGGAGACAGUCCCUCCGUUUGGAGUGGAAAAUCGCCUCCCCCCGCCCCCCCACAAAGGUCUCACGUGUUACUCUGGGGGGCUCUCAGAGGAGGCCCGGGAGCGGGAAUGUUACUGAGGAUGUUAGUUCUCGCUCUGUAACACGCAUUCGAGAAGCUGGGGACGGGGGAGACCAUGCACUUAAAAAUAGCAGUCUUCGAUUUAAUUUAAGAUAAUUUUGAUGAUAUUUAAUUUGUGUUUAUAUAUGUGAGUAUAAGGGGUGAGUGCAGACAUGUCACAGUGUGAUUUGGUGGGCGGGGGGGAGAGGGGGCGUCUCGAUCGGAAGCAGAAGGAGUGAUGACCCUAAACGUCAAACCCACUGCCCGUGUUCAUUUGGAGAAGUUCAGAGUCUGCUCCCGGCGCUGCCCUGCGGAAUGGGUGCAGGCGCGACCCGGCAGGACCGUUUGUGUAUAUAUUUUUGAUCCAAGCGUUUAGAGAGUGUGGUUUGGAGGGUGGGUGUGCAUUGUCAGUAUCCCCGGAUCCCUCCGUCUCCAUCCUUUAUAGAUCUGUAAGAUUAGGGGGAACUCCCGGAGUUACAUGGUAGAAAGAAAAGUAGGAUGUUACUGCCAUACUAUGUGUCUUAAUAUUUAACUUAUUCUGAACUAUAGUCCACGCUGUUGUACACCUUUGCUGUUGGAGACAGGAAGCAUGAUCGGUCCCAUCUCGUGAAAUUCGGCGUUUACAGUUCUCUAAAAGCCCGAGGUAGGGAAAAAGAAGUCAGUUUCAUAUGAAGACUUCAAGUUCACCGUCUUUGAAAGUUAUGGUUGCUUUAAGUAAUGAAAAACAUCCUUAGAGAGAAUUGGGGGUGGUGAGAGAGAGUAUUCCCGUGGCCUAAAGGUGAAAGAAGCCAACAAGCUGUUACUGAUUUAUGUCGACGUUUAAAAAUAAAUAAAUGUGACAACUUCAAACUUGUCUGUGCUUAAAGGGAGAUGUAUUGUUCAUUGGUUUUGUGACCCAGCUGUUCAAUAUUCCAGGUUUCCCAAAAUGG
Molecule: messenger RNA, 4414 nt
Organism: Myotis lucifugus (little brown bat)
Lineage: Eukaryota; Metazoa; Chordata; Mammalia; Chiroptera; Vespertilionidae
Gene: BNC1
Product: basonuclin 1
Exons: 4
Biological process (GO): regulation of transcription by RNA polymerase I
Cellular component (GO): nucleus
Source: RefSeq, a predicted model, not a curated record